AUGGACAACAAGCAAGUCCAAAGGACCUUUGAUUUUACCCGACCUUUGCAAGAUUUGCAACCGCCACCUGUCCCUGGCAUUACUAUACUUCUACGGCAACAGCAACCGAGUGUAGCCAAUCUUGCUUCAUCUCAGACCUCUCUGAGACGUCAGCAACAGGCAUUUGCUGCCUCUGCUCCACCUCCACAUCUUCCACAGCAACAGCCACCGGUUAUUACUGAACUUGAUUGUACUCAAAAUCAAGAACAAAAAUAUGAUAUUAAUCAAGGAAUGUCUGAGCUGUUUGGAUCUGCGCAAAAACUAUUCGCUUCAAAAGAAAUCAAGCAUAUAAUUAUUGAUGGCGAUAGGGACUAUCCGUUCUAA
Acaulospora morrowiae is the source of this 363-nucleotide messenger RNA. The record is from the annotation of a GenBank genome assembly. Lineage: Eukaryota; Fungi; Glomeromycota; Glomeromycetes; Diversisporales; Acaulosporaceae.